UUCAGCCCCAAAAAAGAUUGUUUCUCCACACGAGCUUGACAAAAUGGUGAAUGAGUGCAUGCGGGAGGACUACGACGUUGAGCUCUCAGACGAGGAUGAUCCAGACCUGCUGGCCGAGUUAUCCGCACUGAGCUCCCAAGGUGGCGAUGAUGAACCAGCCAGGCCAUCCCCUCCCCCAACAGCCCCCUCUCAACCUCCACCCAGCAAUAAUUACCGCAACCCAGAGCCGAGGGGACACAGGCCUGCUCCCAUGACAGGGGGGAGCAACCUAGUGAACUUGCUGGCAGAGAGGGUGGCCAUGUACGAAGAAGCAGAAGCUAAUGCAAAGGCUUGUGGGGAGACGUCAAGAGCGCGAAGGUUCAACCGAGGGCUAAAAACACUAUACCAGAUGCAGAGGACAGUCAAAGCAGGCCAGACUAUCAACGAAGAAGACAUCCCCCCUGUGGUUGUCGUGAAACACAGUGCCAAAUCAGGGGGUUCUGGGACUCCAGCAUCGACACCCUCUCCUGCGGCUACAUCUCCUACAGAGGAUGCUGCACCCCCUCCAGUACCUCCUCACAACAGGAAUUCCUCAGCUUCUCUGGUUCAUGAGGAUUCCUCAUCCAGUACCACCAACCGGCCUGCACCCCCUCCCCCACGCACAGCGCCACCUUCUGGCCCUCCCCUCCAGCGCUCCAUGUCUUCCUCUGGACCCGCAAGUGCAGUGAGGACACGCCACACUGAAUACAAGAUGGCUGCCCUUGAAGCCAAGAAGAAAGGAGACAAAGAAACCGCCAUCAUGUACAUGAGGAUAAUGAAGCAGCUGGAACCCAUGUUGAGUGCAGCUGAGAGCGGGCAGGCUGUGGACCUCACAACUCUGCCUGGGCCACCAGGGACAUUCGUGUUGCAGGCCUCACCACAGCCCAAGCCUCAGCCAGAGACAGUAUCAACACAACCAGUCACUCACGAUGACCCUGCUCCUGCACCUGUUGCUGAUGCCCCUGCAAGUGCCCCCGAUGGCCCUGCAGCUCCAACAACAGUCCUAGAGGCAUUAGAACAACGAUUAGCAAAGUAUACUGAACAACGAGACAAGGCAAAGAAUGAAGGAAAUGCCCGCAAGGAACGCAUGAACCAGCGCAUCAUGAAGCAGUUUCAGGAUGCAAUUAAGUAUCACAAAGCUGGCAAACCUGUGCCAUUUGAUGAGCUGCCUUGUCCUCCUGGCUUCCCUUCUAUCCCAGUUGGUGACAGCCAGCCACCACCUGCUGCCUCCAGUACAGCUGCACCUCAGGCAGAUCCCAGCACAGGUGGACCUCCAGCUGCUAAACAACCAAGACCAGAUGCCGCUCAAGCUGCUGAGGAGAGUAAAAAGACAGCACCAACACCAAAUGUCCGCAAGGCACCCCAGUCUCGUGUAGAAAAGCAAUUGGCUUUCCUCAUUAAGAGACAGAAUCAGUUCAAGCAAGCUGCCCUGGAAGCAAAGAAACGUGGAGAGAUUGAGCAAGCCAAGGAAUAUCUCCGGAUGAGCAAGGGCUUUAACCAGCUCAUUGAUGCUAGUCGAGGCGGUCUGCCUAUUGACAUGAACACCGUGCCAGUACCACCUCAGGAACAGAUUCCUACAACUAGCAAUAUAGACUUUGAACUGGUGGACGCAGAAGAUUGCGUCGUUGCUCCAGCCAGUGUCAGCGGAGAUGCAGCUGUAACUUAUGCCAAGCUUGAAGAGGAUCUUAUAGCUCAGAUAAAACUGGUGCACUACUGUUGCACACCCUCAUCUAUGACCUUCUUUACGGAAUGGGAGCUGGUGCACUACUGUUUGCACACGACACGCCUAUGA
Molecule: messenger RNA, 1810 nt
Organism: Penaeus vannamei (Pacific white shrimp)
Lineage: Eukaryota; Metazoa; Arthropoda; Malacostraca; Decapoda; Penaeidae
Source: RefSeq, a predicted model, not a curated record